Molecule: messenger RNA, 8902 nt
Organism: Clupea harengus (Atlantic herring)
Lineage: Eukaryota; Metazoa; Chordata; Actinopteri; Clupeiformes; Clupeidae
Gene: fn1a
Product: fibronectin-like
Biological process (GO): nervous system development; cell-matrix adhesion; cell-substrate junction assembly
Cellular component (GO): extracellular region
Molecular function (GO): integrin binding; extracellular matrix structural constituent; proteoglycan binding
Source: RefSeq, a predicted model, not a curated record
AGCGUGUAGGUGCACACCAAGGGCGGGGACAGAGCGCAAAGUGGGAGAGACAGAGAGCACACAGAGGCACCGUCUGGUGAGAGACAAGGAGCAGAGAGACGAAAGCACCUCUCCCGUCCCCGAGCUUUGUGCCUCCUCAAUUCAGGGCGCUGCGCAAUUUACUGAAAUUAGUAAAGCGCAGAAAAAUAAGAUUUGUUGAACUUAUAUAUCUGCAUAGGUUAAAACUAUUUAUCAAAAUGGCCAGUAGCCCUGUGGCAAGGGUGCUGGCGGUACUCCUAAUCGGAGGAGCUGUGAACUGUUUGCCCAAAGGCACUGGGAAAUCCAGGAGACAAGCACAGGAGAAAUUCCCCAGCGGAGGGGACUCGCCAGCGGUGUCAUCAGUGUCUCAAGAGGGCUGCAUUGAAAACGGACAGUUUUAUGGAAUUAAUGAACAAUUUGAACGUUCCUACCUGGGAAGUAUGCUCAUCUGCACAUGUCACGGGGUUGAUGGAAUUAAAUGUAAAACGAAGCCAGAAGCCGAGGAGACAUGCUACGACAAAGUAAACGAACGCUCCUACCGGGUGGGCGAGACGUAUGAGCGACCCAAGGAAGGGAUGAUCUGGGACUGCACAUGCAUUGGCUCCGGGCGCGGAAAAAUCAGCUGCACCAUUGCAAACCGUUGCCACGAGGGGGGAAACUCUUAUAAGAUCGGGGACACCUGGAGGAGACCUCACGACACCGGGAACUACAUGCUGGAGUGCGUAUGCCUCGGAAACGGAAAAGGGGAGUGGACCUGCAAACCCCUGGCCGAGCGUUGCUAUGACAAUGCGGCAGGGACAUCAUACCUAGUCGGGGAGACCUGGGAGAAACCAUACCAGGGUUGGAUGAUCGUGGACUGCACCUGUUUGGGAGAAGGGAGUGGCCGUAUCACCUGCAGCUCUAGAAACCGCUGUAACGACCAGGACACUCGGUCAUCCUACCGUAUCGGAGACACGUGGAGUAAGACGGAUGCCCGUGGGAACGUCCUGCAGUGUUUGUGCACGGGCAACGGCCGUGGAGAGUGGAAGUGCGAGAGGCACGCCUCACUUCAUACCACUGGCCUAGGUACGGGUUCUCGAGUGAUCACCAACAUCCAGCCUGCGGCGUUCCAGCCGGUGCCUAUGCCAGAGACACCUGCGGAGGGCUCCUGCGUGACGGACUCAGGUCUAGCGUACGCACUGGGCAUGCGCUGGACCCGUAGCCAGGGCGACAAACAGAUGCUGUGCACCUGCCUGGGCAAUGGAGUGAGCUGUGAGGAGAGGGAGAACCCACCUCAGGUGUACGGCGGGAACUCAAACGGCCAGCCGUGUGUGUUUCCCUUCGUGUUCAUGGGGAAGACCUAUUACUCAUGCAUCUCCGAGGGCCGCAGUGAUGGACAGCUCUGGUGCAGCAUCGCCUCCGACUUCGAGACUGAACACAAGUACUCCUUCUGCACGGAGAAGAACGUUCUGGUGUCGACCCGCGGUGGAAACUCCAACGGCGCCCUGUGUCAAUUCCCCUACCUCUACAACGGCCGCAACUACACCGACUGCACCGCUGAUGGUCGCCAGGACGGCAUGAAGUGGUGCGGUACCACCUACAACUUUGAUGGGGAACAGCGCUUCGGCUUCUGUCCAAUGGCAGCACAUGAGGAGGUGUGCACCACCAGCGAGGGGGUGAUGUACCGCGUGGGUGACCAGUGGGACAAGCGCCACGACGUGCUGGGUCACAUGAUGCGCUGCACCUGUGUGGGGAACGGCCGCGGAGAGUGGAGCUGCCUCGCCUACUCCCAGCUCAAAGACCAGUGUAUUGUCGAUGGCAUGACUUACGAUGUGAACCAGACCUUCACCAAGCAGCAUGAGGAGGGCUACCUGAUGAACUGCAGCUGCUUUGGACAAGGCCGAGGCCGCUGGAAGUGCGAUGCUGUUGAUCAGUGCCAAGAGCCAGAGACCAGGGUGUUCUACCAGAUCGGAGCCUCUUGGGACAAAGUCAUCCAUGGAGUCCGCUACAAGUGCUAUUGCUACGGCAAUGGCAUUGGAGAGCUGAGCUGCGAGCCCCAGCAGUCCUACCCAGGUGGCCAUCGCCCUGUGCAGGUGAUCAUCACGGAGUCUGGCAACCAGCCUGACUCCCACCCCAUCCAGUGGAACCCCCCUCCCUCCACCCACAUCAACCAGUACACCCUCAAGUGGAAACAGAAAAACAGCCCUGGGCCCUGGCAUGAGGUGACCAUCCCAGGCCACCUCAACUCGUACACCAUCUCUGGUCUGAAGCCCGGCAUCACCUACGAGGGCCAGCUCAUCAGCAUCCUACGCUUUGGCCACAGAGAGCUCACACGCUUCGACUUCACUACCACAUACGGAUCAUUGGCGGCCGCCGAGGGAGAGACCACCCCACCCCCUCCCAUGGUGGACACCUCUGAGUCCGUGACGGAGAUCACCUCCAGUAGCUUCGUCAUCUCCUGGGUGUCCGCCUCCGACACCGUCUCCGGCUUCAGGGUGGAGUACGAGCUCAGCGAGGAUGGGGGACAGCCUGUCGUCCUGGAUCUGCCCCAUACGGCCACCUCUGUCAACAUCAACGAGCUGCUGCCAGGACGCAAGUACAACGUCAACGUGUAUGAGGUCCCGACUGAGGGAGAGCCCAAUCUCAUCCUCACUACCUCCCAGACCACUGCUCCUGACGCCCCCACUGAUCAUGAAGUGGAGGAUGUGGAUGAGACCGACAUCACCGUCAGCUGGUCCAAGCCUCUGGCCCCCAUCACAGGUUACCGUGUGGUCUAUACUCCAUCCGUCGAGGGUGGCAGCACAGAGUUGACCCUGCCCGAAACGGCCACCUCUGUGACCUUGAGUGACCUUCGCCCCGGCCUGCAAUAUAACAUCAGCAUCUACGCAGUGGAGGAAAACCUGGAGAGCGAGCCUGUGUUUGUACAGGUCAACACAGCCGGAGACCCACUACCAGAGGAAGUCCCCUCUCCGACUGACCUUCAGUUCUUCGACGUGUCCGGCUCCAAGAUCACCCUCACCUGGGCAGCACCAUCCACGGAGGUGUCGGGUUACCGUGUCUCUGUGGCGCCGGUGGGCGCCGACGGGCUGGCUGAGCGACAGCUCCAGCUGCCAAUCACACACAACGCCUACGUGGAGGUGACGCCCCUCAUGCCCGGCACGCUCUACCGCUUCUACGUCUUCGCCCUGAAAGGAGACGAGGAGAGCGAACCUCUGGUGGGAGAACAGGCCACCAAGCCAGACUCCCCUAGCAGUGUCCGUUUCUCUGACGUGACGGAGGACAGCGCUGUGAUCCUGUGGGGGCCCCCACGGGCCCAGAUCACGGGGUACCGGCUCUUCCUGGUGGUGGAGGGCUCCAGUCCCAAGCAGCUGCGCAUCCCGGCCCGGCUGAACCAGUACACGCUGCUCAACCUGCAGCCCGACACCCACUACACCGCCACACUCCACGCUGAGAGGGACAACGUGCUGAGUGAGGGAGCCACCGGAGUGUUCACUACCACCCAGCCCAUGGGCAAUGCUCCCCGUUUCACCACUGAUGUCACAGACACCUCCAUCACCGUCUCCUGGAAACCAGUGCCCAGGGUGGGAUACAAGCUGACUGUGAGACCCAGUCUGGGAGGUGAGGCACCAAGGGACGUGACCUCCGACUCGGGCACCCUCGCCGUCUCUGGCCUAACCCCCGGGGUGGAGUACUCCUACAGCGUCCAGCCAAUCAUCAACGGCCACCACCACGGCAACCCAAUCACGCGCCGCAUAGUCACACCUUUGUCUCCUCCCACUGACCUGAACCUGGAGUCCAAUUCCAAGACAGGCGAGUUGACUGUCCAAUGGGGAGACACCAAGACUCCAGACAUCACCGGCUACAGAGUGACAUGCACACCGACCAAUGGGCAGCAAGGAAACUCCGUGGAGGAGUUUGUGAAGGCGGGCCAGACCUCCUGCACCCUGGAUAACCUCAGUCCUGGCGUGGAGUACAACGUCAGCGUCGUCACCGUCAAGGAUGACAUGGAGAGCACGCCUGUCUCUACCACUGUCACUCAGGAAAUCCCCACGCUAACGGACCUGGAUUUCGUCGACGUCACCGACUCCACCAUCGGCCUGAGCUGGAGCCCGCUCAACUUCACCACGGUAACGGGCUAUCGCGUCACCGUGGUAGCGGCGGGCGACAGCGUUCCCAUCUUCGAGGACAUGGUGGAGCCCACCACCGGCUACUACACCGUCUACGGCCUGGAGCCCGGCAUCGAUUACGACAUCACGGUUGUCACGGUGACGGAGAGCGGCGAGAGCGAGCCUACCACGCUGACCCAGCAGACUGCGGUUCCGGCCCCCACGCGUCUCGGCUUCGGUGAUGUCAGCCCCGAGAGCAUGCUGGUGUCGUGGACGGCCCCUGUCGUCCCCAACACCGCGGACAUUAACCGCUUCGUCGUGCGAUACCACCCCAUCGACAGCGACGACGACACCACCGAGCGCAGUGUGAGCGCAGCCUUCAACAGUCUGAUUCUGCGCGACCUCCUUCCCAACACGGAGUACCUGGUGAGUGUGGUGUGUGUCUACGAGCAACGGGAAAGCUCUCCUCUGGUCGGCACUCAGAAAACACUCCUGGACACCCCCACCGGCCUGCGUUUCUCCGAACUCUCCACCAGCUCCUUCACGGUGCACUGGCAGGCCCCGCGGGCGGCCAUCACCGGCUACCGGCUGCGCUACCAGAUGGUGCGUGGCGGCCGGGCCAAGGACGAGCGGCUGCCGCCCUCACGGAGCCACUUCACCCUGACGGGCCUCAGCCCCGAGACCGACUACAGCAUCAGCGUCUACGCCGUCAACGGAGCGCAGGAGAGCCAGCCUCUCUCUGGACAGCAAGCCACCAUCUCGGACGCCCCCACUGACCUGGAGGUGACCACCUCUUCCCCGUCCAGCAUCACCAUCCGCUGGGACGCCCCCUCCUCAGUCACCGUCAGAUACUACAGGAUCACCCAUGGAGAGAGCGGGGGCGAGAGCCAGCCUAAGGAGUUCACGGUCCCUGGCACCCAGUCGUCCGCCACCAUCACCAACCUGAGGCCUGGGACUGACUACACCGUUACCGUGUACGCCGUCACCGGGAGAGGGGACAGCCCCGCCUCCAGCACCCCCAUCUCCGUCAGACACAAGACAGAGAUCGAGUCUCCCUCUGAGAUGGAGGUGACCGAUGUGAAGGACAGUACCAUCACGGUGCGCUGGACCCCGGCGGUGGGCCCCGUCACUGGGUACAGGGUCACUGGGGUCCCCCGUAAUGGCCAGGGCCCCUCCUUCACGGAGACAGUUGCUCCAGACCAGACUGAGAUGACGUUCUCCGGCUUGAUGCCCACUAUGGAGUACGUGUUGAGUGUGUACGCUCUGGGACAAGAUGGAGAGAGCCCUCCGCUCGUGGAGACUGUCGUCACCACCGUGGACCGGCCUAAGGACCUGACCUUCUCCGAGGUGGAGGCCACGUCCCUGCGUAUCAGCUGGGAUAGCCCAGACGGCCAAGUGAGCUCCUACCGCGUUACCUACUCCAGCCCAGAGGGGGGCGAGAGAGUGCUGUUCCCAUCGCCGCGUGGAGAGGACGAGUCCGCGCUGAUCCAGGGCCUGCGCCCCGGGACUGAGUACACGGUCAAGGUCAUCGCCCUGCACGACCUCACACCCAGCCCGCCGCUGGUGGGGACGCAGGCAACAGCCAUCCCCUCCCCCACCAGCCUUGAGUUCUCCCAGGUGGGCCCGUCGUCCUUCACCAUCACCUGGCGUUCCCCCAGCGCCCAGCUGACCGGCUACCGCGUGGUCAUCAACCCCACCAGCAAGAGCGGCCCCACCAAAGAGAUCAACCUGGCCCCCGACUCCACCCAGGUCCACGUGCCCGGCCUCAUGGUGGCCACUGCUUAUGAAGUGCAGGUGUACGCUCUGAAGAACUCCCUCACCAGCCGUCCGCUUAAGGGAGAGAUCUCCACUCUGGACAACAUUAGCCCUCCGCGCCGCGUGCGCAUCUCGGGGGUGAAGGACUCCUCCAUCAGCCUCACCUGGCGCUCCAAGACCGACGCCAUCUCCGGCUUCCUGGUGGAGGCCAUUCCCAGCACAGAGGGCGAGAGCACCAUCCAGAGAUCGAUCCCUCCAGAGUCACGUGGAUACACCAUCACAGGUCUGCUGCCUGGCACCACCUACAACAUUAACAUCUACACACUGAGUGGAAACGGACGCAGUGAACCCUUCCGCCUGACGGCCACCACAACCAAGCCAGUGAUUAACCCCCCCACCAGUGUCCAGUUCACGUCCCUGACCCCCAGCAGCAUCUCCUUCAGCUGGGAGCCCCCCCGCAGCCCCAUCACUGGGUACUACAUCACCUACGAGGAGGCAGGCCGUGUGCCCAAGGAGCUGCUGCCCAGGGUGCCCUCCUCCCGCUCCGUCGCCACCAUCUCUGGUUUGAAACCAGGCACUGAGUACAUCAUCAAAAUUGUGGCCCUUCAGAACUCCCAGAGAAGCACGCCUCUAGUGGGCAAAGCUACAACUCAGGUGGAGUCCCCCCUGCUUGUGCCCCAGCUGCCCCUUCCCCACCGGCCCGGCCCCUCCGUCCUGGACGUGCCCGACGAGGAGGGAACCAACUUCAACAGCAACCACGUGCACCUGGUGGGACCCAAUAACCGCGACACGCUUGGCCAGCAGGGCCAGCACAUCUACACCGAGUACCAGAGCCUCGGCCCCAACGAGCAGGGCCAGGUCCUGGGGCCCCAGCAGCGUGAGCCUCUGGUCUACAUCCCGCGCCCGGGGCCCGACGGGGUCAGGGUGCCGGUGGUGAGGGUGAGCGAGGGGCCCCUGCCGGGCCUGGCGUUCGGUUUCCCCGACAACGAGACGGGCUGGAUGCCACAGGAGGCGCAGACGCACACCACCAUCACCUGGCAACCGGUGGCGCAGACAGACGAGUACGUGGUGACCUGCAGCCCCCUGGUGGAGACCACUGAGAAGACCUUCCAGAUGCGUCUGCCCGGCUCCUCGAGCAGCGCCACCCUGAUCGGCCUCACCCCUGGAGCCUCCUACAGUGUGCUGGUGGAGGCGCUGGACGGGGCGCAGAAGAACACGGUGCUGGAGAAGGUCAUCACCGUCGGCAACACUGUUCCAGGGGCGAUCCCGGUGAGCAGGGACGCGUGCUACGACACGUUCACGGCCACGCACCACGAGGUGGGCGAGGAGUGGGAGCGCAUGUCGGAGACGGGCUUCAAGCUGUGGUGCAGGUGCCUGGGCCUGGGCAGUGGCCAUUUCAGAUGCGAUUCAUCCAAGUGGUGCCAUGACAACGGGAAUAACUACCGCAUCGGUGAGAAGUGGGACCGCCACGCAGAGAACGGUCACAUGAUGAGCUGCACCUGCCUCGGCAACGGCAAAGGAGAGUUCAAGUGCGAGCCACAUGAGUCCACAUGUUAUGAUGAUGGGAAGAUGUACCAGGUGGGAAACCAGUGGCAGAAGGAGUACCUGGGGGCCAUUUGCACCUGUACCUGCCAUGGAGGACAACAGGGCUGGAGAUGUGAGGACUGCCAUCGCCCUGGUGCUGAUGUAGAUGCAGACCUGCUGCAGCCCAUACACACAGACGCCUUCGACCGCUACAGAGAGAACGCCCUGCGCAAACUGAAUAUCCAGUGUCCAAUUGAAUGUCUGAGACCAGACCUGUUGGCAGAUGCCCAAAGCCCAACUGAAUAGGGUCCCUCUUCCUCCCUUGUUCUGCUAAGUUUGUGGUUAGCCUUUAUGUGAAGGAAGUUUAUCCCCCCCAACCCCCUAAAAAAAAGAACAACAACCUAUCCCAGCUCCCUAAAAUGAUACUGUCUCACCUUCACCUUCAAGAGAGAAACUGGAGGAUUGUGAAACAAAAUGUCCACCACUCUCUCUGUAGACCAGUUGUUGUGAAGGCUUGGUUGUUAGGACAGGCUGAGAUUUUAGGGAGCUGAGAUGGGACCUGUACAAAAACUGCACGUCUUCCUUACUGGUUCUGAUUUUUGGUUUGGACCAGAACACCAGCACCAUCUUUAUCCUGCUGCACCUUGUUGUACACCUGCCUUUUGCAGUAAGACUCCCUACCACAUCACAUCCUAUCCUGUUGCAUCACUUCCUGUGUAAGAACUGUCUUAUUCACUUUGCUGGGCUUCCCACUCACCCCCACCUUGCCCUCCAGCCCCGUCCACGGCCAAUCGAGAAAGAGAAUGCAAAGCUGACCUAUGCAGUGAACCUUAGUGCCUUACAGUAUUCCCUCUUUGAGGUUUGGUCCCUGAAGGACGUUUUCUACCCCCUUUGAGAUGACGACUGAGAAUGACACAGUGGAGAAGUGACGACGACUGGAAAAAGAAAAUGGCUCAGUGUAUUUAAUAAAGAUUAGUCACAGAUCUCUUCAUCCUCAGAGCGGACCCUACCUGCCUUUAGGACCCCCCUAAUGCUCAGAGAUCAGCAUCCCCUUCAUUUAGUAGACUUUAAGAAAAGAAAUUGAGAAUAUUUUUCAAAAUCAAGCACUGACUUUAUAUGAUCGUCGCAUUGCCUCAUUGGCAGUUGUCGAGCCGGCAUGGAUUUCUGUAGAAAUUGAUUUGGCCAUAUUUUAACUGUCGUCCCUUUUUUAUACCCGGCAACAGCAGAAAGCACUGUGGUUUUAUUGAUGGUUUCAUUUAGUAGAAACACUUAACUGAUAUCGACUUGGUUUAGUGUUAUUGUAAUUUUUUUUGUCGUUAAAAUUGAUUUCAUAUUUUUAUGUUUCUUUUUGGUUGAACUUGUUUUUAUUUAUCCCAAUAUAUGUUAAGCAUUUUUUGUUGGAAUGCAAAUCUUGGGGUGUACACUUUUUUUUGUUUUGAAUUUUUUUAUAUUGUAGGUGCCAAAGUCUAAACUACUGUGGACUUAAAAUCCUUUUUAAUAAAGUUUUACAAAAAAAUAUA